AUGUUAGUAAAGACGAUUAGCCGAACUAUUGAAUCAGAAUCUGGAUUUCUACAGCCGACGCUGGAUGUUAUUGCUACUCUACCUGCAGACGAUCGUUCUAAAAAAAUACCUAUUAGUCUGGUAGUGGGAUUUAAACAAGAGGCCUCGCUGAAUUCAUCUUCAUCCUUAUCAUGUUAUUACUACGCCAUUCCCUUAAUGAGGGAUAGACAUAUUAACCUCAAAUCAGGCGGAAGCAACGUUGUGGGGAUACCGUUAUUAGAUACUAAAGAUGACCGGAUUCGUGAUAUGGCUAGACACAUGGCCACAAUAAUAUCUGAAAGGUUCAAUAGGCCGUGUUAUGUAACGUGGUCAUCGCUGCCUAGUGAAGAUCCCUCUAUGCUAGUAGCAAACCAUUUAUAUAUCUUAAAGAAGUGUCUCGAUCUCUUGAAAACUGAACUCGGUGAGUAA
Molecule: messenger RNA, 447 nt
Organism: Saccharomyces cerevisiae S288C
Lineage: Eukaryota; Fungi; Ascomycota; Saccharomycetes; Saccharomycetales; Saccharomycetaceae
Gene: POC4
Product: Poc4p
Exons: 1
Coding region: 1-447 (148 amino acids)
Cellular component (GO): cytoplasm
Source: RefSeq, marked reviewed